CCUGCAUCUCGUGUUUUUUCUUCUCGUGUGUCCAUCUGACCAGCAGCAAGUCUCGCUUUCCUAUUUGUCUCUUUUUUUCGUCCCCUCCUUUCGGCCGCAUGUUUGUCUUAUACGUCUCAUACAUUCGUUUCCUCCUUCAGUCGGCUUCCAAAUACCUCUGAACAGAUACCGGCAUCUUCCCAGUCAUGCUGGUCUGAUUGAGAGGUUGCCAGCUACCGUACAAAAAGACUGACUUCGCCCUCUGUGUCUCGGAAUAGACACCGCUCCAAGUCAGUAGCCUUCAAAGGUGCUGUCAACCGGACGUCAACUUUUCUCACCCACACCACCACACGGUGAAACUGUCCUCCUGGGUCGCUGUCUCUUCGGCGCACGGCCGCCACAUGCCACACCAUCGGAAUAUAUCUCUUCAGCAUUGACCACCUGGCUGAUCUUCCCGUCUCAACUUCUUUCCGACUUUCGAUACCGGGCAAGACUUUAUUAGUCCCGAGCAACUCGAUGCUGCUCGGAUUCCUUUCACGGCAUCCCUCUUCAUGACGUCUCUCCUAGACAAUACUGGUUUACCACUUUGGGUAUAUAUCGUCCUCAUUGUUGUCGGCUCGACCCUCCUGGUGUUGGUCUGCGCACUCUCUUUACGAUGGUGUCUAAGGCGAGGGCUGUCCCGAAGGGGGGACCUCGAUAAUCUCACAGGUGCCACUCGCCGAGUUACUUUACGCAGAGGACGAGUGGUACCUACCUCGCAACAUCUCUCCCUGACAGGCUCCAAAUUUGGCAUGCGACAAUUUGGACUACUUGGCGAUAAUGAGUCGACUAUGACCGGGAGGAGAAGUCCGUUUGAAUGGUGGAAUACGGUCAUGGCAGAGAGAUCGCAUUCCCGGCUGGACCAGAUGUCACAGGUAGAAACGAGCUCUGUGCUAUCGUCAAGACCUGUGUCAAGAUCUACAAGACGCGACAUGCGGCCCGUUACACCAAUCCAAACUCCAGAGAAGAGCAAAGAAGCGACAACGCGAAGCUGGGAGAUCACUCCGCCUUCGGCAUCACCAAGUCCGUCCCCCUCGAGUCGAAGGACGACAGUCAACUUCUCGAGGUCUUUUUCUACGCACAAUAUGCCUGUUUCGCCAUUGACACAGCGAUCACAGCAUACCCUUUCACGGAUCUCUGAGAGAUCUCCGCAUCAAUCCAUGAUCAGCACGAACUCACCAGAUCUGUUCACUCAUUCUCCCUAUCAAGCCGCGAUAAAUCCCGUCGACAGUACACCUAUUCCAAGUCUUGCUCAGUCUGGCGCUGAAGCACCUCGAAGACCGUCAUAUCUUCCGUUGGCAACUCCAAAACCUAUCUUUUCAACCUCUCAGACGCCGUCCACUUUCCGUUCCAGCCCGUUGUCAACACCACCGCUGGCGCAGGACGCCGACUCAUUCAGUGCCUCGGUGGGUUACUCUCAACCAACAUACCAAUCCGCGUACUCGAUAGCACCUCGACCACGCACUGCAGACGCAACAAUCUCCAGAAAGAACGGGAUAGAGAAUCUUCGACAGUCAAACAUCCCUGUUCCGGAUAUCCCAGCACCAAAGUCUGUGGUCUACCCGACGCCCACGUCUAUGACCCGGUCCAUGUAUCAACAUUCCAGCAAGUCUCAACCUGAUCUCACCAAGCGUACGUCGAUGACACGUGGGUCAAAGCGGAGUAGUGGCGCGACGAUGUUACCCCCAACACCGAAGUCCGGAUCGACGCACGGUCCCAGCGGGAUUCUAUACGAACCUCAGGUGCCAGACUACUGGUCGUCGUCAAGGCUCGAUGUCCAGGAUCUAUCCUCGACAUUGAGAUACGACCGCGGAGAUCGCAUUUCGGGACAGUACGACGACCCGGUGGUUGAUGGCCGCGAGAGGGAGAACGUGCUGGGCAUUGUCACCGUCCCGGGAAAACAUGACACUCGAGUAUUGAGGAAAAAGUCUCUGAAGCGGAUGACUAGAACUUCCUCAGUGGCUGUGUGAUUUUUCUUUGUUCUCCUCAAUACCAUUCCAUGAUUCAUCGCAAAAACCAACACCUAUUUUCUUUGGAGCGACAAAGAGAGUCAAAAGAGUGCAGCGCAUUCUCUCUCCAUCCCAACGACUUAUAACGACACACACAAAAGACUGAACAUUUUUGGGAAGAAAGAAAGCGAUUGCUGCAAUAACAAAAUCAAUCUGCAAUUGAUUAUAUACCCCAUAUCCGUACAUGUACACGGCCGGCAUCCUCCUCGUUUUUGUGUGGGACUUGCGACUGGCCUUUUUCAUUUUUCUGUCUGCCUUACUUCUUUUAUCGAGUUUUUUGUUGUUGUUAGUUUCCAUAUUGUCUGGUAUUCUUGGGGUUGCGAAUGCCGUUUUUCUCUCUCUCGAUAAUGAAAGAGAGAGCGCUUUUGGACCAGGAUGUGGCUGUCUGAGGAGGAGGGUUCGAAGUUUAUUUUUUUUCUCUAUCUUAAAUGCUCGGCGAUAUCUCAAGGCAGUUAUCAUCUGAACGAGCGAGUGUGGAAAUGAAACGCGGGCUUCCAGACCCGAGAGAAUGCUAUACAUCACGGGCUUUUAUACCUAGGGUAGUUCUUCAUGUAAAUGAGUUAGGUUGCCCCUACUGU
Messenger RNA from Exophiala oligosperma, 2605 nucleotides. RefSeq lists its product as uncharacterized. Lineage: Eukaryota; Fungi; Ascomycota; Eurotiomycetes; Chaetothyriales; Herpotrichiellaceae. Bases 531 to 1988 code for a protein of 485 amino acids. The record is from RefSeq and is a predicted model, not a curated record. The transcript has a single exon.